Bolinopsis microptera is the source of this 3459-nucleotide messenger RNA. RefSeq lists its product as uncharacterized. The record is from RefSeq and is a predicted model, not a curated record. Lineage: Eukaryota; Metazoa; Ctenophora; Tentaculata; Lobata; Bolinopsidae. The transcript has a single exon. The coding region runs from base 1 to 3459 and encodes 1152 amino acids.
AUGAUCACUGGACGGGGUGGGAGAAUAGAUGAUCUGACCUCAGGGGAACAGACCCGACAACCUGGUAAUGAAACCUCUGAGGCUGAACCACCUAAGGAUAAACCUCAAGUAUGUGAGUGGUGUGGGAAGGGGUUCAAACAAGUCGCCAAACACCAGUGGAGAUGCAAACUGAGACCGCAAGACGAGCUUCGUGCUGCUGAGAAUACAGAAACGGAAGUGGAUGUUGGACCAGCGGAGGGAGAUCGCUACUGUAAGUCGGAGCUGAAGUCAAGCCCGGAAUCAAACCACAGUGCUACAAUGACAGAAGCCUGCUCAGCUAGUUUCUCUGCGAAAGACAAACCCCCAGAACAGAUAGAACUGAAGGAUACUCUAAAGUUAUCCUUACCACAGGCAAACAAGAUGAAUGAAUGGAAAGGAAUUGAUGAAGACCUAAGCAUUGCCAUCGGGAACAUCGUGAAGGGUAAAGACCCAGAGAAAGAGCUAAAGACUAUGGAGCUUACUAUCUACGAGUACUUGGCUGACAGAUAUGGACAGGAAGAACGGAAACCAUACCUUGAUAAGCCCAAUAAGGAAGGACCAGUCACCAAGACCCUCAGGAAAAAGAAGAAGGACACAGCACGCGAGUAUAGAGAGGCUGUGAGAGAGGGCGGAGUCACUUCUGGUGGUGCCAAAGCAGUAAGAGCGCAGUACUGGAGACUAGUGAGAAUCCACAACAAGUCUAGGCGUGAACAGUUGAAGAAGAGGAAAAAGAAAGAAAAGAAGAAGGAGACCCAACGCUUCAGGAGGAACCCCUAUGACUACAGUAAAAGACUCCUUGAUGAGAAGAUCUCGGGAGAGCCUACCUUCGGCAAGGAAGAGGCUGACAGAUACUACCCCAAGGAAUACAUGGACCGAGAUAGAUGUUAUGUCUUCGAAAAGAUGGCAGGAAUACCAGAUGCCAAAGACCCAGUGUACCCCUUUGUGUGCACAGUACCUACUUACGAAGAGUUUGAAAAGAAGAUCAAAACACGACGCAAUGGAUCUUCACCAGGGCCCAACGGAGUGCCAUACAUAGUUUACAAAAGGUGUGCCAGGCUGAGAGAACUAUUGUAUGCGUGUAUUAGUAAACUCUGGUUAUCAAACAGUGUCCCCUUGCAGUGGAGAAUUGGAGAAAGCAUCCUACUUCCCAAGACCACGGACCUUAGUGACCCUGGCAAGUUUAGGAACAUCACUAUGACUAACACCAGUGGGAAAGUGGCAAUGGGUAUGCUAGCUGAUAAAAUGCUCGACUACAUGACCACCAAUAAGUACAUCGAUACCUCUGUGCAAAAAGGCUUCCUGCGCAAGAUGCCAGGAUGCAUAGAACACACACAAGCGCUCAUGGAGGAACUGCGGGAUGCAAAGAGUAAGAGAAGACAGGUGUAUGCAGUAUGGGUGGAUCUUAUGAAUGCUUAUGGGAGAGUACCCCAUGAGCUGAUAGUGUUUGCGCUUCGGCACUACAAGUUCCCAGAAGAAGUGGUCCAAUAUAUUGUCAAGUACUACGACGAACUGGUAGUACGGGUGAAGACGAAGAAGUGGAAGAGUGAGUGGUUCUACUACCUAAUUGGGUUGUUUCAAGGGGACCCGCUUUCUGUCGUGCUAUUCUUAAUAGCAUUCAACCUACUCUUGGAUUUACUUCAGGUCGACAGAACAAUGGGAUACAAGCCGUCGUUCAGCUCUGAGCCAACUACAAACAGAGCUUUUGCAGAUGAUCUCACCCUGCUGUCUGACAGACUCGACAAAAUGAAGAGGCUGGUCGGGCAAAUGGAGGAAUUCUUAGCAUGGACAAGGACGAUGAGAGCUAAACCCAGCAAGUGUAUUGCUCUCGGAAUGAAGGUAGUGGACAAUACCUACAGAUCGUUUGACCCUGAGAUCAUCAUUGCAAACGAGAAAGUAGCGUACCUUGGUGACACACCGAUAAAGUUCCUUGGUCACUGGAUUUACGUCAACCUGGGCCAAGAUGAGACGAGAGAGCUAAUCACCACUCAACUUUCAGGCCAGCUGGAAAAGGUAGACAUGGCGGAGCUCUCUGGACCAAGCAAGUGCUGGAUCUACAACCACAUGCUAACUAGCAAAGUACAGUGGAAUAUUAUGAUAUACAACCUCCCAGUAUCAUUCAUCCAGACACUAGAGGCUCUUUGUACCAGAUACUUGAAGAAAUGGCUUGGAGUUACUACUUCCAUAUCGAAUAGUGUGCUGUACAGAUCAAAAGACCACUUUGGACUAUCGUUAAAGCAGAUCUCCAACCUGUACAAAUGUCUACAGGUGUCCAAGGCCUAUAUGCUGAAGACAUCGGUUGACCCCAAAGUGAGGGAGGUUUUCGAGUACAGAGAAAACACCAACAGAGACAAGAAGAGAUGGGACUACACCAAGGAGCUGACUAAUAGGGAGAGAGACCUCUACUUCAAAGAACUGAUUGGCUACGUGCAGACCAGGGAAGGAGCCGGUAUUGGAUUCGGUGAUCAGAGGAGGAAGAAGAACAAAAAGGAGCAACUGGUGGAGAUAAUUAAGUCUCUGAAAGAAGAGGAGCUCCUUCAAACUCUCUACGAUAAGAGAGUCCAAGGAAAGUUUCUAACCUGGAAGAACACCAUGCAGCUAGACACUGGCUGGCAAAGCCUGCUGUAUACCUUGAGCCCCGAGCUGACAAAGUUCCACCUAAAUGCCAUCCACGACGUUGCAAGUACACCUAGCAACCUCCAGCUUUGGAACUACAGCUCCACGAACAACUGUCCCCUUUGUGGGCGUCAGCAGUGCAACCUAAAGCACAUUCUAACGUGUUGCCCAGUGUCGCUUAAACAAGGAAGGUAUAAUUGGAGACAUGAUCAGGUGCUCAGGGUAAUCGUGCAACCAAUUGCAGAGAAGCUGAGGGAGAUAAACAGUGCUACCCCAAAGACAGAAGUAAAGAGAGAGUGGAGGAAGUUCGUAUCCGGAAAAGGAACCUACAGGAAACCCGAAGUACGGCUUACAGAAGAACCUCAUCUUCUAGAGGAAGGUAACGACUGGAAACUAGUGUUUGAUGAGGACGAAAGGACAAGACAAUUCCCCCAACAUAUUGUCAACACAGCUCUCAGACCUGAUGUGGUAAUAUACUCUAACACACUCAGGAAAGUCAUCCUGAUAGAGCUGACCUGUGGAAACGAGGAGAACUUUGAGGACCAGAGAUCCCGGAAAGAGAAGAGAUACGAAGAGCUAAUGGUGGAGAUCGAGACCGCAGGCUGGGAAGGAUAUCUCUUUACAGUAGAAGUUGGAUGUCGUGGAUUCUACCACCACACAUUACCCCGAAUUUUCAACUUCCUUAACAUCACCCGGGCAAAGAAGAAGAGGGCACUUAACACAACAGCGGUGGUGUCCCUGAAAGGUUCCUACACUAUCUGGCUUAGUCGCUACAACAAGACCUGGAGUGACAACUGGCAGCUGGCUGAAAGACCCUGCCCAGUUUAA